CCAGUUUAUUGCUGGCAUAAUUCUCCUAACCUUUUGGUAUUCCUCCGAGAUCUUCCCCCAUGCACCACACAGAUUGUAAGCAGACAAAACACUCACUCCUUCCAGCUCCGUCCUGACACUCAGAUGGUAUAGCAUGGAUGUUAUCCUCCUCCCAGAUAACCAGGCGGCAGACUCAACCCCUGCUAUCAUGCUUGGUUUUGUUCCACCUUUAACCAAAAGCUCAGCGUUAAGCCAGCGUGUGUCGAGCCGCUGUUUGUCCACUGAUACAGCAGCCAGACAGCCACAGAUAGUGGCAGUUAAACAUGUUCCUGCGUGAGCCUUGGCCCUGACUCAUCUGAGUGAACUUUGACGAUCUCGUGGGGACGACGCUGAAUAAUGAAAUGAGACGCGGGCGCUGUCUCUGACAUCACAUUGUUUUGAAGAGUUUGUAUCCCAGGCACGCUCCAUUUGAUGCUAUCAGCCUCUGAAUGAUAUUUUGUUCAUUAGACGGUGUGCAAUAAGAGACCAGUGUUGACACAAUGUGCGUUAAUGUGUUUAGUGUCUCUAAUGGAUCAUAGAGGUUCUAAUGAAACAUUGUCAUGGGAAGAUUUAUGUUGCAAGCUGCUGAGUUCUCAUUUCCAUUUCAGACGUGGUUAGAGGAACCUUUAUUCAAUGAACAAUAUAUUACAGAAGACAUCUAAUGAAUAAAGAUAUGUUGCGUGAAACACAGGUGUAAAUAAAUAAUCACAAUUCAUCUUGCAAUCAUAUCGUUAAUAUGAAACUCUUUGCUUUUGGAAAUAAGACAACACAAUGCUGCUUAGGUGAUGCAAUUAUCAAACAUCUUGGUAGAAUUUGAAACUAGCCACUAAAUUUAAUAAUUGUAUUUUUUUUUUUGAGGGGGUGCGUACAAUUUCUUCCUUAAUUUUUUAACUAUUACAUUUCGAAUAUGAAACUGAAGCUGUGUGAUGUUUGUCUUGUAGAUGCUGCGAGUGCCAGCCUAUUCAUGGAAAUGCCAACUGCAUGGUGGUUAUUGGCCAGGGCUGGAUUGCACUAAAACCAGAAUAUUGUAUCAGAGAGAGGCAGCUGGUUAGGAGUCAGAACAGAUUAUCAUAUGAGAGAGGAUGAGCGAGGAAGGAGAGGGGGAGGAUAGAGAGAGAGUCGGGGAGGAAAAGAGAGGGGGAGAGAAAGAGAGGUAGGGACUGGAAUGGUAAGCAGGGGCCGAGAGAGAGGGAGCGAGAGAGAGACAGAGAGGGAAGAAGGAUAGCAAGAAACUCAUCGCCCGGUCGCAGUGGGGUGGCGGGGAUCAUCUGAACCCUUCCGUCACUAUCUCCCCUUCUUCACCUGUCAAAAAGAGUGUGUGAGAGCCGUAGGAGAGCGAUAGGGAGAGAGAGAGUGAGUUUUGAGCAUGCAGGUCCUCUGAGAGGUCAGGGGAAGAAGCUGAGGCUCGACUCAUCUUCUCUCCGUGUAGGGCCCACCGCUGCUUGCAGACAUCUGGCCUCACACUGAUCACUCAUAUCUACAGACAGGGAGGAGGAGGAGGAGGAGGAGGAGAGGGGAGCGCUCCGAUCUUUGAGCCACAGAAAGACUACACAUCCCCUCUUAUCCAUCCUCUCCAUUUUUUCUCCCUCCCUCUCUUGUUUCCCCUGCCCUCUUUCUCCUUCACCCCUUUCUCAACCCCGUCUAGCCUUUAAGCCCCCUCUUUGACUCUUCUUCCUUCAUCCUUGACAUCGCACCAUUUAUUAAAAGCAGAAAACCAAAAAGAGAGGAAGGAGCAGAACAAGAGUGUGGUGUCUGCCAGAACUGGUUCCGUCUUUAUCCUUGUACUUACAAGAGAAGAUAAGGCACAGAAGAUAGUGAGAGUGUGCUGUGUCUAGCAAGCCGGCAUACAAGGCUCUGACUGCAAUCAGUGGGAAGAGGGCCAGCUUCCCUGCCUGAGCUCUCAGCGCCCCUACUGGCUGCACGCUGUGCCAAUCAAAGGCAAGUGGGUGGGGAGCAGCCAGACAUGAGCACUGAUGUCACAGUCACAUGGAUUCUGGUGUGGUCAUGCUCGGAGGCUGAGAGACAGAGCUGUGCUGGCCAGCUGCUGCUGAGACAGCAGUGGAAGGCUUUGCGCUGGUGAUAGUUCUUCUCUUAUGGACUCGAAGCUUAAUGAUGUAUUUUGUGAUUUCAGCUAUGAAAGCUCAAAUCGAAAUAAUUCCCUGCAAGAUCUGUGGAGACAAAUCAUCAGGCAUCCAUUACGGCGUGAUAACAUGUGAAGGCUGUAAGGGCUUCUUCAGGAGGAGUCAGCAGAGCAAUGCAGCGUACUCAUGCCCCCGUCAGAAGAACUGCCUGAUCGACCGCACCAGCCGCAACCGCUGCCAGCACUGCCGGCUGCAGAAGUGCCUGGCAGUGGGCAUGUCCAGAGAUGCGGUGAAGUUCGGCCGCAUGUCAAAGAAGCAGCGGGACAGCCUGUACGCUGAGGUCCAGAAGCACCGGCUGCAGCAGCAGCAGCGCGACCACCAACAACAGCCGGGUGAGGCGGAGCCACUCACACCCAGCUAUGGCCUCUCAGCCAAUGGCCUCACGGAGCUCCAUGACGACCUCAGCGGCUACAUGGACGGUCACACCCCCGACGGCAGCAAACCAGACUCGGCGGUCAGCAGCUUCUAUCUAGACAUCCAGCCAUCUCCUGACCAGUCAGGCCUGGACAUCAACGGCAUCAAACCAGAGCCCAUCUGCGACUUUGCCCCUGGCUCUGGCUUCUUCCCUUACUGCUCCUUCACCAACGGAGAAACCUCCCCCACCGUGUCCAUGGCUGAACUAGAGCAUCUGGCCCAGAACAUCUCUAAGUCACACAUGGAGACAUGUCAGUACCUGAGGGAGGAGUUACAGCAGAUGACCUGGCAGGCCUUCCUGCAGGAGGAGGUGGAGAGCUACCAGAACAAGCCCCGGGAAGUCAUGUGGCAGCUGUGUGCUAUCAAAAUAACAGAGGCCAUUCAGUAUGUGGUGGAGUUUGCCAAGCGCAUCGACGGCUUCAUGGAGCUCUGUCAGAAUGAUCAGAUAGUGCUGCUGAAAGCAGGCUCUUUGGAAGUCGUGUUUGUCAGAAUGUGCCGUGCCUUUGACUCGCAAAACAACACAGUCUAUUUUGAUGGAAAGUAUGCCGGACCUGAUGUGUUCAAGUCAUUAGGCUGUGACGACUUGAUCAGCUCCGUCUUCGAGUUUGGGAAAAACUUGUGUUCUAUGCACCUGUCUGAGGAUGAGAUCGCCCUGUUCUCCGCCUUUGUGUUGAUGUCUGCUGACCGGUCUUGGCUCCAGGAGAAGGUGAAGGUGGAAAAACUCCAGCAGAAGAUCCAGCUGGCUCUCCAGCAUGUCUUGCAGAAGAACCACAGAGAGGAUGGUAUACUUACAAAGUUGAUAUGCAAAGUGUCGACACUGCGAGCGCUGUGCAGUAGGCAUACAGAGAAGCUCACAGCUUUCAAAGCAAUAUACCCAGACAUUGUGCGUGCCCACUUCCCCCCCUUAUACAAGGAGCUGUUCGGAUCAGACUUUGAGCAGUCCAUGCCCGUUGACGGGUAGCAGCCCUGCCAGGUGCCAGUGUGCCCACCGUAGGGGAAUGUGGAGGAGGAAUCUGAGACACUUUAUUGGUGCCCUGCACAAACCAGAGCGGACAGAUGGCACGCUGUUCAACUUCUUCUUUUACACCGGACGGGAGGGCUUAGGGAGUUGAUUCUCAAGGUUUACUUUAUUGAAUUUAGUUCUCUGUCUGGAAGACUUGUGAGACCCGACAGCACGUGGGACAUGAAGAGGAGAUGGGGACAAAUCAAUUCUGUCUGGCUGAACUUAACCCUUUUAUUGCACAUUUCAAAAUUUAAGCCAGUGGAUAUUUUAUUCUUUUUUUUUUUUAUUGUCAACAGUAUUUAUUGCAUCCCCCUGGUUUUGAUUUGUCCAUACAUCCGACUCACAAUUGAAUACACAAAAGCACAAGUCAGUUUUGGAUAGUACUAAUAACCCUACCAAUUCAGAUUGAACAUUUUUGUAUUCCAAACGUUUGAUUGGCUUAACCCUAUCUACUACACUCUAUGCCAGAAUUAAAACAACAAACUCCUAAAGUGUGCACAUUUUGGUCAAGUUCAGCCAUGUUCUUUUCUCUUGUGUUCAGCUGUAUCUUUUUGGACAAAGUUCCUGGAAUGAAAAACUCACAGCAACUUUGAGGGAGGGGUCUGUCGGCAUGGUGAUGCAAUCGGCACCUCUCUGUGGACAAUCGUUUCAACAAAAAAAAAGUUUGAAAAAAAAAAAAGAAACCUAGAAUUCUGGUAAUUCUAAUGAAAACGCAAUGAUUUUAGCUGUCAAAGACUCCAUCCACCAUUGUUGCAUAGUGAAAUCAUGUAAGGCCAUCUGCUAUUAAUCCUUCUCUGGACAGGUGCCCUGGAGAAGCACAGGGCACCAACACAAUGAAAAGGGUCCAUUCCACCUGUUUUAUAAUGUACUACAGGGUAUAUGGUCAUAAGUACUUACUAUACAGAAAAAAAGUAAUGUUUAUAGAAUCUAUUUUAAAUAACAUGUAUGAUAUUAGUAGUUAGACCAUUCUUAAUUGUUGAAUUGAUAAGGCACUUUUAUUUACACCUUUCUUUAAUUUAAGACUUGUAUAUUUACCUAGUGAUGUGUUGCAUGUGCACAAGAAAUACAAGUUGAACCAUGGUCACAGAGGCUAGUCCCGGGAGCUGCAGAUGAAACUGGUCUGGAAGUGUAAGGGCUUUCUGUUAGGACUGCUCGCUGGUUGGUGGACAAAAGAGGCACCGAUGAGAAGGCAGGUUAGAGUCACUCUCAUCAGCUGUGUUACCCUGACAACACCUGUCAAAAUGCAGCUCUGACACUCCUUUAAGGGAGCAAGCACACACACACACACACACACACACACACACAAUAUUUCUGUUCUUUCUUGAUCAAGUCAAGGUGUUAGACGGUGACAUAUGCAAUAUUUGUGAUUGUGCUAUAAUUUUGGUUCUAAUUCAACUGUUGAAAACUUCACAUUUAAUGUAAAGAGCACAAGAAAGGACGAACAUUAUCACGGGCAGGUCUUACAAAAAGCUGGAAUAUCCCCGGGUUUAGAGCACACAUAGACUGUAAUCCAACUCUUCCAUCUAGUGGAAGGUAAAAGACACAGCAAGCAGGCUAAGAGCCUAACAAAGAAACAGGGUCUAAUCUAAAAGCACAUUUAUGAGCCUCUAUCAAAAUGUUUUUGUUUUUUUUUGUAAUUGUUUUCUGUUGUUGUUUUUGAGUGACUUUAUCUGCCUUCUCAGCAACAGCCUCAGCCCAGCUACGCCACUACAGGGCACAGAAGGAACAGUGAAGGGGGGGGAGGGGGGAGUGAAUAUUCAAAGCCUUGUCUGGUAGUAAAGCUUCUAUUUUUGUAACACGUUUUGGUUUAUAAACUCAUGAAAGAGAAGGAGGGAGAGAAAAAGAUGUCAGGUAGCACUUAACUAUAUUCCCGCAAUAAUUAGACUAGCCGUUGUUUGUAUGAUUAGGGGAGAAACGUAAAAAUGGUAGGACAAGUGCUAUUUUCAGAAUGCUUUGUUGUUGUGUUUCUGUUUUGUUGAGUGUGUCUUUCUUGUCAGUGUGGUAGUAAAGUGGUUUUUGGACAAAAAAAAAGAAAAGAAGAAAAACCUCGUUGUGCCAAACAGUUAGUCGUUGCUUCCGCUUUCCAGUCUACUCGUCUAUUAUGUAGAAUGGAUACCUAAGACAUUCCAGCAAUCUCAGUAGCGACUUGAAAUAUCUUUCAAAAAACAACACAAAAAAAAAAGGAAAAAAAAAAAAAGAUAUCCCUUUAGAAACCCAACAAAGCAUGUUAAUACAUCUGUCACCGACCCCUAACAUAGAGUCUAGUUGUUUUGUCUUUUGUUUUCUGUUCGCACACGAUCAUUCCUCUGCCGUGCAAUUUGUACAAGGCGUUGCUGCCUUGUGCUGUCACCCCUCAGGGAAGAGUUUCUUUUGCGCUUUCUGUUCGAGAGGACAUUUGUUUGUUACUCAUUAGAUUUAAUUUAUGUUGUUUUUGUCAGGGAUGUUCCAUGAGAAAUGGUUGAGGUUUGAGUGUUUUUUUUUUUUUUUUUUUGUAUUGACGUCCUUAUUGGGGACCUCCAGCCACUCAAAGGCCACUGCGGCCCUACGGUCAAGUUCAACAAAAUGUCAUUUCGAACAACACAAACCCCCAUCACAUUUUAAAAAAAAAGCAGUUUUAUCAGCACACAGCAUAUUGUCACACACACACACACACACACACAAAACAAACAGUUUUUGGUUUCAAAUGGUGUCAUCAGGGUCUUUAAAAAAUGAUAACCCUCUUUGUUAGAAAAACCAAAUAUUCUUAUGCAAUACUAAAUCUGUUGUGUUCGGGUUGUAGUAGAUAUGCUGUACCUAAGUAAUAAUCUUUGUUAAGAUCCAAUGCUAUUUGGAUAUGCACAAGCCCAGUACGACUAGUAAACCUCAGUCUCCCAGCUAAACAAACCCAGUCUGGAACUCUGCUAGACAAUCCAGGUUGAGAGGCUCAGUUUGUGGCCCAGGCAAGAGCAAGCGAAGAGGAUGAGGUGUGUAUGCUCAGGGAGGUAACAGAUAGGCCGAAGAAGCAGCUCGCAGAGCACUCGAUCAGAUGAAUUAAUGAGGUCUUUAAAAAAAGUCUCUUCAAAGCACUCAUUUGAUACGAGGAGGUGGCAGAGCACACUGAACACACAGUGCAGCACUUACUGAUCAGGAAAAGGAAAAGAAGGAAGGGAUGGAGAUUUGGCUGAUUUUCUGUUAUUUAUUUGCAAAAAAAAAACAAAAACAAAGUUUGUGUUUGGAAACCUUUAAUUUUUUUGUUUAAAUCAAACAAUUCAGUAUUUUCUCAAACAUGAUUAGCAAAGGUCUACUACCUACACGGUUCCUGUCUCAUGAAAUGAAAACGUUGUGUUCGAUAUAAAACAAGCAAUACGCCUUGUGUUUAAAAAUUACGGGUCUCUACGGUUCAUCCUUUUGAAUUGGCUUUCUUCAUUCAGCUGAUUCAACUUAUUCUCAGUCAAAAGCAUAAAAAGUAAUAAAGCCACUCUGCUCUGUUUUUAAUCUUCUGGUAUGGUUGUAAUAUUUGGCAGGAUAGCAGAAAAUCGCUCCUCAAACAUGUGGAAACUUGUGUCAAACUAUAAACUGCUCCUCCACACGGGCCUGUAAAGUGAUGUCCUUCUGUGUAUUAUCACUUCUUGAUAUCCCGAUUUAAGUAAGGGAUCGAUGCUAAGUGUGCGAUUCAAUCAGUGUAUAGUGUUCAGUCAAAUGUGCUGGUCCUUCUGUCUCUGCUCUGUUGUCUGUUUUGUAAAAAGCAAUAGUGUGUGUGUGAAUGUGUGUAUGUGUUUGUUCUCACAGUGUGUGAAUAAAAAUAAACCCCAGACAAGGCUUUAAUAAUUACAGAGGAACAGGGUUAUGUGGACAAGGAGUGGUCUUGAUUUUAUUUUGGACUUUAAAAAAAAAAAAUUCAAAGGGUUUUUUUUUUUGGAAAAGCUGAGCUCAAUCCAUCCAAACAUGAUAGGUGUAGGUUUCAAAAAAGCGUGACAUACUGCCUUCAACAAUUCACAGGUCUGCAGAAAGCUGUGGGGAAACAUUGACCGGCUCCACAGUGCAAUCACGCUUCACCGUCGGUUUCAGACAGCCAAAUCUUCAGAUGAACGGUAAAUGAAUUCUGGACUGGACUAAAUUGUGAAAAUGAAGUUUUUCUCGACCCUAAAUUGUGGAGAUCAGCGCUAUGUCACGCUUUAAGUUGUGCUGGAGCGUCGGGUGUGUUACCAGGAAUUCUAAGUCAGUCAUCACAUUUGGACAGAACUCAUCCUCCAAAGCACAGCUGAUAAGGAUUUAUGACUUACAAAUACGUUUUAAGAAUAUAGUUUAAAAAAAAAAAAUAAAGAAAAAAGAAAAGAUGAAAAGCAACUUCUAGCCAUAAUCGAAUGUCAAGCAAUAAUAUAUGUCUGUGUAUUCUUUUCUUUUAUCGGAUUCUUUUGUGCAUAAUAGUCUCUGAACAUCUGCAUGUAAAUACACCUCUUAUUUAUCACUUUUUUUUCUUUUUUUUUUCUUUUGUUGUGUCGAUUCUUCCGUGGAUUGUUUUUACGUUUCAUCUGUAUAUUUGACCAGUUCUGUUCCCGGGUGGAGAACCAAGAACUCGAUGGCCUGUAUGAUGUAUAUCUUAUUUUCUCUCUCUCUCUCUCUCUCUUUCUCUCUCCCUCAUUCGCGGCUGUUUAUUCACCAUAUUUAAUGUUAUAAUUGAUCACGUGUAUAAAGGUAGCUUUGUAAUUUCUGUCUGUAUAGGUAAGAGGAAAAUACUGCUACUAAGGCCUACCCAGUGAAGAUAUUUAUCUGUUUAUCGAUUACACCUUAUUGUACGAUAACUCGGUUUCUAGUUUGCUUCCCUCUUUUAGGAUUAGUUUGGUAGAAAUAGGGUAUGCUGACAUUUAUUUUGUGUUGCCCUGAUGUGUGGUGCUAGGUAAGUUAAUUUUGUGAACAAAGUAUUGAUUCCUAAGCCUAGCCGCCCUAUUAGUUCAUUCAUUUCAUUGCAUAUUAAUGUAUUAUUGAUAUUAGGACUCAAUAAAUAAUAAUGAUAAUGAAAAUGAUAGUGGUAAAAAUGUACCCGGCCAGUACCUGUAUCAGUGUGCUCGUCUCGGGAUAAGGCACUUAUUUCCUUCUGACUUAUAGCAAAGCUAGUAUCUGCUAAUUAACAAACUAUUUAAGGUUGCUUUUUCGGGUUUUUGGAGAAAUGCUAAUAUUCAAACUGAAACAGCAGUAUUGUGUUUUUCUUUGUCUGAUUGUAUAAAAACCACUCACUGAGGCUAUAGUUUGUCAGGUUUUUAAGAUACUUAAUAUUUACCUCUUGUGUCUGCAUAGUUCUUCACCUGAUGCAGGAAAGUGGUGCUUUGAUUUGAUGAAACAGAGCCUCGCUAUAUGCUUUUGUUAACCCCCCCCCCCCCCCCCCCCCCCUCCCGUUUUAGACUAUCCUGAAAGUGGUUUCCUCAUAAACCUUCUUUUUUUUUUUUGCACCACAUGAAGUGUUACAAAUGUCUAUGACAGAAUUGCCAUUUGAGGACAAAGUUGACCUUUUCUCUCCACUCUGUAGCAAAUAUCAGUGAGAAUAUGCUUGCAAUAAUCUACAACGUAUCACACUGAGUGCCUCUCGGUGUAACAAGAUGCAUACAUGGUUCUGAUUGUCUUCUUUCUUUCUUUUUUUUUUUUCUUCGUGGUUUUUCCAGACGUGUUCUGAAGUGACAAUGUAUUUUGUACAUGAGGAGGAUAAAUUCUCACUCGCAGGCUUUUUUUCAGAUUCUUUCUUUUUAUGUGAUGUUGAUCAUUUUCACGUGGGUUAAUGCGUCAAUGUUUUUGAUGGUCCGUUUCCAGUGUACAUGUCACCCCUCACCUUAUUUGAUGAACAUUAACUGGGAAGAAGUUUAUUUCAUGUCCAACUUUUGAGUCCAAUAAAUGUUUGCAGAUAAUAUGACAAGAAAAAUACACCUGCACUUUUUUUGAUCAGGCAAAAACUUACAGGCAAUCCACAUUUCUGUUAAGUUUUUAUUUUCUUCUUAUUGCAUCAAAGAACAGAUUUAUUGACGCAUUGUAUAUCAAGUAUUUGUAUGUGUUUGUAAAAGAUGCAAACAACACAUCUGGAUUUCUUUGGUGUUCUGUGUUCAGUGUACGCUCAGUCAGUCGGGGUAACUUAACAUGAAGGGUGGGUGGAGCAGGGGCGGAUUCUUCUUUUUUUUUUUUCAUGCAAAUGCCGUUCCAUUUAUGGGAAAAGCCCCUAAACUCUGUGUGGUUGUCACAAUUUCUAAGUCACACGUUUGCUACUGAUGUUAUAAUGGGGACAGAUGAUCAUGUACCUUUUUAUCCAGCUCUUUUGAACUCCUUUUAGCAGGUAGUCUAUUCACAAACGUAGUUUUGCUCCUUCUUGUCUGAUUCUUAAAUAUGAAAAUAAGUAUUUUGAUUCAUUUUGUAAAUACAGCUGUAAAGAAAAAUAAGAAAUUUAAUGUUGUCUUUUAAAUACUUUUCAUUCUAAUAUGAAUGUUGUUAUAUUGUACUUAGAAACUGUACCUUUAAUAUUACCUUUAUUAAAAGUGCAUUGGACACAUCGAUUUUAGAUGUGCUUUAUGUGCUGUUAUCCCAUAAUAAAAUUUACCGCUUGUAAUGGG
Labrus mixtus (cuckoo wrasse) is the source of this 10145-nucleotide messenger RNA. RefSeq names its product RAR-related orphan receptor A, paralog a (gene roraa). Bases 2128 to 3534 code for a protein of 468 amino acids. NCBI's taxonomy places the organism in Eukaryota, Metazoa, Chordata, Actinopteri, Labriformes, Labridae. The transcript is spliced from 10 exons. The record is from RefSeq and is a predicted model, not a curated record. Gene Ontology annotation, cellular component: nucleus. Gene Ontology annotation, biological process: regulation of transcription by RNA polymerase II. Gene Ontology annotation, molecular function: zinc ion binding; RNA polymerase II cis-regulatory region sequence-specific DNA binding; nuclear receptor activity.